CUGCCUCUACUCACUGAAGCAGAAUCCUCGGAAGAGUUGCUGAGGCAGAACUGAAAUCAUGGCUUGCCUCAAAGAAGCAGCUGUAUUGGCUGCUAAUGACGCCUCACACAGAAAGACGAUGCUCCUUUAACUCGAGGUUUUAAUGGGAAGUUUCUAAGCCUGAGAGACAACAGCUUUAGAGCUGGGGUGUGCCAUCAGCUGCUGCUGCUACCUCUCUGUCUCCUGCUUGAACUCAGCCUGGCCGGGGAAGAAUGGAAACCAGACAGGCUUUUAACUACCUGUAACUGUUUCACCAGGAGAUGAAGCAAGCGGUUGCCCAGCCAGACCCAGCAAACACAAUUGGACCUGGCAGAGAGAGGACACAGAUGCUCUGCGUGAUGGGGAAAUCCCACCAGGGCCAGACGCUGCUAUAACUCAGCCCCUCCAGGGAGCAACCAUGAUCUCUGCAAACUGAUGAUGGAAGAAAGGGGAGCCAGAAGAUACUGUGCUCUGGAUUCCCAGGACAAUGGAUGGAGGACAGCCUGUCCCUUCACCCCUGGUACCCCUUGGGAACGGAUCAGAUUAUAGUAUGUCUCUGGAACAGAAAACAACAUUUGUUUUUGUGAUUCUGUUGUUUAUCUUUUUGGGCAUCCUCAUUGUCAGGUGCUUCCGGAUUCUUCUAGACCCAUAUCGGAGCAUGCCAACCUCAACCUGGGCUGACGGGCUUGAAGGUCUAGAGAAAGGGCAGUUUGACCAUGCCCUUGCUUAGUGGGGGCAUAGCAGGCUGCCCUCCCAAGGAGGCAAAGGGCUUAAUGUCUGAGCAAAGCUUCCUCUUUGUUGAAUGUUCUUAACAAAUGUAAUUUUUACCAUAACUGGCCCAAGGACAACGACCCAUUAUUUCGUAAACAUGCUAUUGUGUUAAAAGUGUCUUGAGGACAAUGGAAAGUUUAUAUCUCUAGACCCCAAGGAGGAAGGUGCAAACAUUUGUCUUUACUCAAUGAAUGAAUAUUGUUGAAGAUAUUGUAAAACCAAGCACACCAACCCUUGUGUAGAUUUCACUGUCAAAUGAAGCUCUGUCUGCUCAGAACAGAUAAUAAACCCGUGUAGAGACAAUGUUAAGGGGCUACAUAUUUCUUGCAAAGCAGGGAACACUAAGAAGCAGUGGUAGGGUUAGAAAAAUAGUUAUUUACUUAGUAACUCUGGAUGAGAAUGCUAUCAUUUUUAAUUUUUAAAUAAUGUUAAACUCAAAGUUCACAGAGUUUUGAAACUACCAGUCCUAAUCCAAUCUCUGUAUGCCUAUAGCUAACACAUUUAAAUGCAUUGAUGUAUAAUUUGAAUCUAUUGUACUUCCGUUCCUGUUGGAACUAAUGGGUUACAAGCACAACUUCAAGGUUAUAUUUUGAAAGAAAGAUGAUUGCUUAGCAAGAAGACUAUGGCUGGAAGAGGAUUAUGCAUUUUUAUGUGCAUAUAGUUACCAAAUAAAAAAUUUCAAGAUGCA
This is a messenger RNA of Rattus norvegicus (Norway rat), 1477 nucleotides long. It is a transcript of the gene Ctxn3, whose product is annotated as cortexin 3. The transcript is spliced from 3 exons. The record is from RefSeq and is marked validated. The coding region runs from base 506 to 748 and encodes 80 amino acids. Lineage: Eukaryota; Metazoa; Chordata; Mammalia; Rodentia; Muridae. Gene Ontology annotation, cellular component: membrane.